UUGCAAGGAGAAAGUAUUUAAUAAGGGAGACAGUCUCAGUUGAAACAUGAAGCGUUUUGGUACCAAGGCUUUGCCACCGCUGGUGUUGAUGUUGGUCAUGACAAUUAGUUUGAUGGAGCCAGGAAAGGCCGCUGCCUCUUGUCCCAGCACCUUCUUCUCGGCACUUGUUCAGCUGAUACCAUGCAGGGCAGCAGUUGCACCUUUUAGCCCACUCCCACCAAGUGAUGCCUGCUGCAAUGCCCUCAAAGCUCUAGGCCAGCCUUGCUUGUGUGUGCUUGUGAAUGGACCCCCAAUCUCUGGUGUGGACCGGAACAUGGCUUUGCAACUCCCCGAGAAGUGCACCGCCAACUUUGAACCAUGCCAAAUCAUGAAGUAAGAUAUACGAGCCUAGACCCGAGCUAGCUAGGAAGGCUCCAUGAAUAAGUACUGUUCAAGAAGUUUAGGGGUCUUUUGGUUGUAAUAUUAUCCGAUGCUGAUCAUAAUAAGAGGACAACUGUUGAGUGGAUUUAAGCUGUGAUCUACGGUACUUUUCACUAGUUUAUGUAAUUUUGCUAAGAAAAAA
Messenger RNA from Juglans regia (Persian walnut), 562 nucleotides. RefSeq names its product putative lipid-transfer protein DIR1. The transcript has 2 exons. Bases 47 to 376 code for a protein of 109 amino acids. The record is from RefSeq and is a predicted model, not a curated record. Gene Ontology annotation, biological process: systemic acquired resistance. Gene Ontology annotation, molecular function: fatty acid binding. Lineage: Eukaryota; Viridiplantae; Streptophyta; Magnoliopsida; Fagales; Juglandaceae.